This is a messenger RNA of Mya arenaria, 6478 nucleotides long. Its product is annotated as serine palmitoyltransferase 2-like. Bases 54 to 1691 code for a protein of 545 amino acids. Gene Ontology annotation, biological process: ceramide biosynthetic process; sphingosine biosynthetic process. The record is from RefSeq and is a predicted model, not a curated record. The transcript has 13 exons. Gene Ontology annotation, cellular component: serine palmitoyltransferase complex. Lineage: Eukaryota; Metazoa; Mollusca; Bivalvia; Myida; Myidae. Gene Ontology annotation, molecular function: serine C-palmitoyltransferase activity; pyridoxal phosphate binding.
AUUCAGCCAAUAAUAUUGUGCCAUACCGAGCCGAUCACAGUUCAGUUACAAAGAUGGCACCAGGAGUGGCAGUUACGAAUGGAAGUGUUCAUGUCAAUGGAAAAAUAAAUGGGAAUAUUCACCAUUCUAAUGGACAUAAAAUAAACGGAACACAUCGCAAGUCGGGCACUGGGGCAGACUGGCGAAGGUCAUGGUGGGAAUCAUUUGAGGAAACCCCUCUGUAUGCUGCAAUAUGGACAUACCUUGGGUAUGGGUUACUUGUGCUGGUUGGACACAUUCGAGAUUUCUUCAGAAACCUCGGACUCGAAAGUCAAAAAUCAUGCACUGAACCAAAACUGCCGGGUUUCGUACCUCUGUACCAAAGCUGGGAGAGUUUUUACACACGGAACUUGUACCGCCGUGUACGAGACUGUUGGAAUCGGCCAAUCUGCAGUGUGGCUGGGGCCCACAUGGAUAUCAUGGAGAGAAAGACGCAUGAUCAUGGCUGGAACUUUGAGAUGUCGGACAAGUACCAGCGUGUGAUGAACUUUGGUUCAUACAACUAUCUUGGGUUUGCCGAGAACAAGGGGCCGUGUAAAGAUGCCGUCGAGAAAACCACAGACCGUUACGGCAUCACUGCAGGUGGCAGUCGACAGGAACUAGGUUAUUUAGACAUUCAUCGGGAGCUGGACACCUUAGUGGCACAGUACCUCGGCACUGAGGCAGCCAUUACUGUCCCAAUGGGCUUUGCUACAAACUCCAUGAAUAUGCCCUGUCUUGUCUCCAAGGGAUGCUUGCUAUUCAGUGAUGAGUUGAACCAUGCUUCUCUGGUGCUGGGCAGCAGACUUACAGGAGCUACCAUUAAAACUUACAAACAUAAUGAUAUGGAGGACCUUGAGAAGAAAUUGAAACAUGCAGUGGUCCAAGGUCAACCCCGCACACACCGACCAUGGAAGAAAAUCCUCAUUGUUGUCGAGGGAGUUUAUAGUAUGGAGGGAUCCGUAGUGUGUUUACCAGAAGUGCUUAGAUUAAAAAAGAAGUACAAGGCGUAUAUUUACCUGGAUGAGGCACACAGUGUGGGGGCCAUGGGCCCACAAGGGCGGGGGGUUGUGGACUAUUUUGGGAUUGACCCCAAAGAUAUUGAUAUUAUGAUGGGAACAUUUACAAAAAGUUUUGGUUCUGCUGGUGGAUAUAUUGCUGGAUCAAAGAAAUUAAUCAACCAUCUGCGCUGUAAUUCACAUGCUUCUAUGUACAGCCCCACCAUGCCACCACCUGUAGCUCAGCAAGUCAUCACUUCCAUGAGAAUAAUUAUGGGCCUGGAUGGCUCGGGAGAAGGUGAACGAAGAAUACAACAGCUGAAGGAUAACUGUCGAUACUUUAGACGGCGUCUGCACGAGAUGGGAUUUAUAAUUUACGGGAACAAAGAUUCCCCUGUUGUUCCUUUGCUUCUUUUUAUGCCUGCAAAAAUUGCCUGUUUUAGUCGGGAGUGCCUUAAGCGUGGGCUUGGCAUUGUGGUGGUCGGGUUCCCGGCGACGCCAAUCAUUGAGUCUCGGGCAAGGUUUUGUUUGUCAGCGGCUCACACACAGGAAAUGGUGGAUAAGGCACUUGACAUAAUCGAUGAGGUUGGCACAUUGCUGAAGUUAAAGUAUUCCAGAACGGAAGUCCCGAGAUGGUGCGAGGAUGACAAAAACGCUAAUGUUCCAAUCCAUUAACCAUGACAAGCUGCUUGAUGGCAGGGACACCUGGUGAAAUGGUUUUACCACUGACUUGGUUCUAGAAGGACCUGAAAUCAAUUGUCUUUCCUUUUUAAGGCCUUAUUUACCAUCAGGAAUGGCUAGGUUAGUUAAAGACUUCCAUGAAAACAGUGAUCAAAGGCAAAAAGUGAAGACAUAGGAUUGUGUAGCAGAUAUUUCAAGAAUGGUUCAUCAAAAUAGCUUUUUUGUGAUAUUGGAAUUGAAUGACAUAGUAACGAGGUUACACAUUUGAAGUAUGGAACUAUUUUUAAUUAUUUUUUUUAUUUAUUUUUAAACAUUUACUCAAUAAGUCCCAUAUUUUGUUAUUUUUUGGUAAAUAUGACUGCAAAAUAUUUUGUGUGGUUAUUCGAAGCUUUUUAUACAGUGAGUGUUUAAAAAAAAGAAUUUUUUUUUUAUUAAAUUUUUUUUUUAGAAAAUGCAAGCAAAUAAUAAUGCAAAUUUGUUUGUAUAUAGUUAUACCGGGUAGUCAUGUCAAGCAGAUUCAAGCACAUGUAAAAUGUGUACCAAAGUUUCUGAAACUAACACUUGUGUAACAAAUUCUGUUUGAUCAUUACAUGAAAACAGUUCAUUCUUUGUUAUAGUUAGUAGCAUGCUCAACACACUGGUUUUGCUUCAAUUAAGUUCUGACAGGGUGUAUUUGUUUUUUAUAUUUUAUUUUUGUCAGUUUUUUUUGUAUGAUUUUAUAUUGGUUGCUUGUAUUUUUGGUUUCAUAUUUGAAUUAUAAGAAUUGCAUGACCAAAAUCAAUUAGGGGUCUAAUAAUGCUUUAAGUGGUGUAGGCCCAUUUGCGGAUACCAUUUUUAUUCGGAUUUUGCAUUAUGGUUGCUGCAAAAACAAUCUAUUUUCAGAAAAGCAGAAUUAAAAAGUUUUAGCUGAAUUAUUCAGGCUAAACUAAGGUGUGUUAAAUGUGGUAACAUGAGGUAUCAGUAAAUGGGACUAUUCUAAAUGCUAUUUUGUUGUGGCUUAAAAUCACCUUUAUUAUUUUUUAGAUGAAUCUCACAGUUCAUUUAUCAAAUAAGUAUUUUUAUGUCAUUUAUAGAAUUCAGCAUUAUGAUACAAAUGUUUAAUUUUCUUCUGAACUUGUACUAUCAGGUGAAUAUUUGUGGUACUUAGUGUUUUGAUACAAAGUAAUUGUUAGUGAUUUUUUUUUUGGUCUUCAAAAAGAUGAAGUCGGCAGGCCAUCCACAGCCUGAACAUAAAACAAUGUAAAUGAUAACAUCAGCCGUAUAUAGAAUACACAUACAUUUUAAAAUGAUAGAAGUUUUAACUUAUGUUAUUGUAUUUUGUUAUUAAAAGUUAUCAUACUGAAUUUGGUAAGACACAUGUAUAUACUGAUUGUUUAAAUGAUUGGAGUUUUAACAGUGUUACUGAAAGUGAAAUUUGACUGUUAUUGAUACAGUCGAAACUCGUUAUGUCGACCUUUUCGGGACCUAGUCGACUCAUCCGAAUUACAAAAAAUAUCACCAAUCCCAACACGUUUGAGUUGGAUUGUCCGAUGUUUACAUCCACAAUUGAACACUCUUGUUACAUAUUUUCAUCGGGAAAACAGCAACCUUAUUAUUGAAAAAAAAGGGAAACAAAAGAAGAAUUAUUUGUGUCAAAUUUAUUUCUUUUACGUUUAUGGAUCACACAAAACACAUAUAAAACCACAAUUGCAUACAUUUGUUCAUUGUAAGAAAAAGGUAAAGCACAUAUGACAACAACUUUUAUAAAAUAGCACAUUCGUGUUUCGUUUAUACACAACAAUAUAGCACAUUCUCGAAAGGCAUCAAAGGAUUGUAUACCGGGUCCUUCUCUGAAUUGGUCGACCAGAGCAGUGGAACUAACAUUUGACAUUUUGAAGUUAUGCUUUCUGUUCCCAUUUGGGAUUGAUAUCUAAUCAAUAAAUUGUUCAUGUUUUAUACAAUACCAAAAAGAGCUUGAGCAAUAAAUGUCUCUUUAAUAAAAUACAUAAACAAACAACUUGAAUUAUUCGCACUUGCCAAUGACAUUUUUGUAUCCCCCAAUUAUGACAGUUUGUUAUAUUGACACGCACGGUAUAUUUUCACACAUAUGUCUCGAUCUACAGUUCGACAUAAAGAACAUAGAAAAUGUGUGAAAUUCCACCACUGGGACUGAAAAACGAGGUUGACAUAGCGAAAAAGUCGAGAUAAAAAAAUUUGACACAAACAAAUUUAUUUUAUAUAGAAUAAGAAGGAAUAAAUUCGGGACCGGAAAAAAAAGUCGACAUAACCGGAAAGUCGACUUAUCCGACGUCCACAUAGCGAGGCUCGACUGUAUGUUUUAUUGCUGGUUAUAAUUAAAUAUUUUGUAUAUUUUUAAACCUGUAUCAUUUUGUGCUGCCGCCUGUAAAUAUUUCACUGUAUUUAUUACCAUAAUCGACAUUUUACACACAACAACCAUAUAAGCAAAGUGUGAUAAUCAUAUUCAUGUAUACAUAGUCGCAUACCUUGUAAUGGUUGUAAUAAUCUAAUAUUGAAGUGAUUGGAAGGAUCAAUAAUGAUAUUUGAGCUAGAAGUUCUACUGCAUGUACUGUCAAGGAAUUAAAUAUGUGAUUGUAAAGGGUCGGAACUUUUAGCACUGUUUGGAUAGCUGAAGUUUGAUACUUGUUUUCGGUUCCUGACAUGAUCUCCGAGGGCCUGCAAACUUUCUAUUCUCCUGUUGUCUGCCAUAUUGCAUGAACGGUAGAUUUUGGUAAGCUGUUUUUUGUUAGAAUAUAUAAGUUUUUUAAAUGAUGAUUUCUUCCAAACUGAACUUGUACUUCCAUGUCAGUAUUUUUUACAGUAUACAGGUAUACAGUCUAAACCAUUGAUAAAAAGAGUGAAGUAAAAGGAAAAUGUUUAAAAAAUACUUAGAAAAUAGUGAAGGUUUAUAGUGAAGGUUUAUUGAAAACAAUUUUUGUAUUAUACUUGCAAAUUUAGAAUCAUAAAUGAUUAUAUGUUAUCAUGGCAUGAACCUCUUUUUUUACUAAACACCAAGUAGAUUGUGUUGUUAUUCAACACAUGACAAGAUUUAUAAUGUUCCGAUGCAACAUUUUACAUUUAGCUUUAUACCAUAGUUUUCUAGAAGACAAAAACAGUAACAUACUAUGUAAUCGGUAUUCAACUGCAGACGAUUUUCCUAUUUAGAUAAAAUAAAUAGAAAUUAACCAUAAAACCAAGUAUAGAUUUUUUAUACCAAUUUUACAAUUUACCAUUAUCUCUAGCAAAUUAUGUGGCAACAUAGGACCAUUUAAUUCAACACUAUUCUAUCUAAUUGAAUUAACAUAAGCUGAUAGGACUAUGCUUUAUUGCUUCGUCAAUUCAUGUUUGUAAGAUCAUGUCAUUUACAAUAUUUUGAAUUCCAUAUUACAUGUAUAUGUAAGCCUUAAUCCUGUAUACAUUCCAUAAGCCUUGCAAAAUUUUAUUACACAUGCAUAUUUACACCAAUUAUGUCCUAUACAUAGCGUAAUGUUUUACAUAUGCACAUAGCUUUUAACACAAGCACACACAUUCAAAUCAAAUUGUAAUACUCAGUGGAAUCAUGUUCAUUUCAUUGUCACUGACAUGAAUUUGUGAUCAAAAUUUUUAGUUUUAACUGUUUGCUGUGUUGAGGAAGAAUUUGUCUGGUUCAGCAAUGCAAAUCGGUUGUUGUCAUUUAUUUAUUAAAUUAUAAUUCCAUAUUUUGUAUAACCCUUUUUGGAUCAAAAACAUCCCAGUUAAUUCCCCAUAUGAUAUUUCCUUAUGAUUAAAGUUUUUGCAACAGUUUUGUAUUUACUGCUUGCACUUACUGUCCCAUCAAUAGAAAACAAAUCUUUACCUGUAUCACAAGCUCUUGUCUGAAUGAUGGGUAUGUAACAGCUUACUGGUAGUGUACCAAGCUUUCUUUAGAAAUGUCAUACAUGUAGAUUUAAGUUGCAUUUAGCUGUGAAAUCAAGGAUAAAAACCAACAUAUGCGGUAAAAAAAAUUUUUUUAAUUGGUUCAGGUUUCCCUUUAUAAGAUGAUAUUUUUGUUGUAAUUUUUCUUAACAGUCCUUUUUUCUACAACUACAUGUAUACAUGGCAUUCUGCAAUGAUCAACUAUUUCCUAAACCAUAUUUUAAGUAUUUGUUGCCAAACAAUCUGAAUCCAUUCCAAUACCCCAUGCAUAAUUGUUUACACAUUGUUUCUUUUGAAUGUUCAUAAUCAUAAUAUUAUAGAUGUUUAUCAAUAUAUGUUUGUACCAUGUACAUAAUUUUUUCUCUGAAUGAUGUUUUUCAAGAUGUCUGUUGUCCUAAGAUAAACUUACACUAAAUAAUUAAAAUAAGCAAUUGUGCUCAAAUUUCAAAUAGCUUCUGAUUCAGUUAUUCAUUGUUCCUAAUUUCAUUUGUGGACAAAUUAUAAAUCACCAAAGAUUUACCUUCCAAAUGUUCUUACACUGAUUUUUGUGAUUGGUCGAAUUCAGUUUUUAAUCAGGUAAUUAAUUCUUAAGGUUGUUAUGGUAACUAUAGCAGAAUUUUAUAGACCUUUUAAAUUUACUGAUGGAAAUGAAUGAAGAAUUCAGUUUGUUUGUUAUUUGUUGUUGUAACACAUUGUUUUGCCUCCAUAUUUAUUUGUUGAACUUGUGUUAAAUGAACAAACUAAGUUAUUUGAGCAUGAAUGUGUGCUGGUUAUAAUUGUUCACAGUAUAUUUUGAAUAUUAUCAUCUACACUGUAAUAUUGUUUUAUAUAUGAUAAAGUUUAUCACUGUUUGUACUUCUAUUUCUUAAAUAAAUGAUUUCAAACCAUCA